Eucalyptus grandis is the source of this 977-nucleotide messenger RNA. Its product is annotated as peroxiredoxin-2E-1, chloroplastic. NCBI's taxonomy places the organism in Eukaryota, Viridiplantae, Streptophyta, Magnoliopsida, Myrtales, Myrtaceae. Gene Ontology annotation, cellular component: cytoplasm. The transcript has a single exon. The record is from RefSeq and is a predicted model, not a curated record. Gene Ontology annotation, molecular function: thioredoxin peroxidase activity. Gene Ontology annotation, biological process: hydrogen peroxide catabolic process; cellular response to oxidative stress; cell redox homeostasis. The coding region runs from base 81 to 770 and encodes 229 amino acids.
UGUGCCAUAUCUCCCCGUCGCCCCAACGCCCCUUCCCACAUCCUCGCAGCCCUUGUCUCUCUCUCUCUCUAGCAGCAGCGAUGGCAGCUUCUCUCUCCAUCUCCAGACUCCUCACCACCACCUCCGCCACCAAAACCGCCGCCGCCGCCGCCGCCCUUCUCCCUCGCAAAUCCCUCUCCUUCACCUCCCUCGCCGUCCCCCCGCUCCUCCCUCGCCGUCGCCGUCCCCGCCGCCCCGGCAAGCCCCUCCGCCUCUCCACCGCCGCCACCCCCGCCCGCGCCUCCAUCUCCGUUGGCGACAAGCUCCCGGACGCCACCCUCUCCUACUUCGACCCCGCCGGCGAGCUCCAGACCACCACCGUCUCCGCCCUCACCGCCGGGAAGAAGUCGAUCCUCUUCGCCGUCCCGGGGGCCUUCACCCCGACCUGCUCCCAGAAGCACCUCCCCGGGUUCGUGGAGAAGGCCGGGGAGCUGAAGGCGAAGGGGGUGGACACCAUCGCCUGCGUCUCGGUGAACGACGCCUUCGUGAUGCGGGCGUGGAAGGAGAACCUGGGGAUCGGCGACGAGGUCCUGCUGCUGUCGGAUGGGAACGGGGACUUCACCAGGGCGAUCGGGUGCGAGCUCGACCUGAGCGACAAGCCCAUCGGGCUCGGGGUGCGGUCGCGGCGGUACGCGCUGCUCGCGGAGGACGGCGUCGUGAAGGUGCUCAACCUGGAGGAAGGCGGGGCCUUCACCUUCAGCAGUGCCGAGGAUAUGCUCAAAGUUCUGUAGAUGCUUUCAAGGUUCCAUUUUCUUUUGCCUUUAGAUUUGGCUGGUGUCGAGAGAGGUGAGGAUCUUGUUGGGUUUUGAGUUCGAUAGAGCUUUUCGUUCCGACUUGUGCUUAAUAAAUUGAGAUGGAAUUGGAACUGCGGUUCAGUGCAGACGACAUGAAUACGGGAUUUUCCUUCUGGCAUUUCAAGAUUGUUGCCUUUCUCUGUG